Messenger RNA from Scylla paramamosain (green mud crab), 2167 nucleotides. RefSeq lists its product as uncharacterized. Gene Ontology annotation, biological process: positive regulation of transcription by RNA polymerase II. Gene Ontology annotation, cellular component: RNA polymerase II transcription regulator complex. Lineage: Eukaryota; Metazoa; Arthropoda; Malacostraca; Decapoda; Portunidae. The record is from RefSeq and is a predicted model, not a curated record. Gene Ontology annotation, molecular function: transcription coactivator activity. The transcript has 3 exons. The coding region runs from base 142 to 1782 and encodes 546 amino acids.
CCUGCAGCACCCAGCAGUCAUGACUGACCUGGGCCUCCACUUGUUGGACUUGAUGGCUGCACAGCUGCUGCCCAUUCCUCCAGACACCCCUUGAAUGUUGCUGCUGUCUACACUCUGCCUCCUAAGUCUUUGGAAGUGUCUAUGGCGGGUCCAGGGCUGGUUUUGGCGGUGCUGCUGCUGGCGGGGCUCGGGGCAGAGGCGUCCUUUCUACGAGGGAACAGAGGGAGGUACCGAGCCCCGAAGUGCCCCACCAAGUACCUCACCACGUACGAGACGGAGGUUGUGGAGCGGCCAGUGUACCACACCGUGAAGGAGACGCAGACGGUGCCCACCACCGAGUACCGCACCGUGCACCGGACAGUCACGCGGGUGGAGGAGCGGACCAGGACGGUGCCGCGGUACAUCACCACCACCACGUACCGCACCCUGUUCACCACGCGCACCGCCUACAGCACCACCGUGAGCGUGCAGUACUCCCCGAGCUACGUCACCACCACCACCUUCGUGCCCUCCUACGUCACCACCACCGACGUGUCCUACGUGUACCGGACGCAGACGCUGUUCAGGACGACGACCGCCACGUCGGUGCAGCCCUCCUACGUCACCACCACGCAGUUCUCCACGCAGUUCCAGACGCAGGUCACCACGCAGUACCAGCAGCAGUACGUGACGGUCACCACCACGCAGCAGUCCUACCAGACAGCCUGUCCAGAGGCACCGCCACAGCAGGGCUACGGGACUUCCCCUCAGAUUCCCCCAGCGCCAGUUUACAUCUCUCCUCCCGCCCCACAGCAAUCCUACGGCGUCCCAGACCCCCCACAACAAUCCUACGGCGCCCCUGAACCUCCACAACAAUCCUACGGCGCCCCUGAACCGCCACAGCAGUCCUAUGGCGCCCCUCAAUCCCCACAACAAUCGUACGGCGCCCCAGAGCCGCCACAGCAAUCCUACGGCGCCCCAGAACCGCCACAGCAGUCAUACGGCGCCCCUGAGCUCCCACAGCAAUCCUACGGCGCCCCAGAGCCUCCACAGCAGUCCUACGGAGCCCCAGAGCCUCCACAGCAAUCCUACGGCGUCCCUGAAUCCCCACAGCAAUCCUACGGAGCCCCUGACCCUCCACAACAAUCCUACGGCGCCCCUCAGCCCCCACAGCAAUCCUACGGCGCCCCUGAACAACCGCAACAAUCCUACGGCGCUCCUCAAACCCCACAACAAUCGUACGGCGCCCCUCAGCCCCCACAGCAAUCCUACGGCGCUCCUCAACCCCCACAGCAAUCCUACGGUGCUCCUGAACCCCCACAACAAUCCUACGGCGCCCCUGAACCGCCACAGCAAUCCUACGGUGCUCCUGAACCCCCACAACAAUCCUACGGCGCCCCUGAACCGCCACAGCAAUCCUACGGUGCUCCUCAACCCCCACAGCAAUCCUACGGUGCUCCUCAACCCCCACAGCAAUCCUACGGCGCCCCUGAACCCCCACAACAAUCCUACGGUGCUCCUCAACCCCCACAGCAAUCCUACGGCGCCCCUGAACCGCCACAGCAAUCCUACGGUGUUCCUCAACCCCCACAGCAAUCCUACGGCGCCCCUGAACCGCCACAGCAAUCCUAUUUGCCUCCCCCUUCGUCGUCGCACAGGUCCUUAGGGAAGAGAUCACCAGGGAAGGAUCUGUUCGGAACCUUCGUCCCAGGUAAUGCAGCGGAGUCCUUCGCGGUGCACAAGGACGUCAAGAGGAAGAGGGAGCUGGCGGAGGAGGACCUGAAGGCAGUAAAAAAGGAAUGAGUGUGAAAAUAGAGGAAAAGGAAGGAGAAUGAGGACGAGGAGCAGGAAGUGAAGGAGGUGGAGGUGGAGGAGGGACCAAGUGAGGAAAGGAAAGGAAAACUGGACGAGAAGGAAGAGCAGGAAGAGAAGGGAGGAGGAAGAGGAGGAGGGAUGAUGUGAAGAAAAAAAAAAAAAGAGAGAAGGGGGAAGGGAGGAGGAACUGGAGGAGAACGUGGAGUGUUGGGUGGAAUGGACGAGGUUGACAUGCGGUGGCAAAACAAAACGACUCACUUGUUACCAGUUAUAUUUUUGUGUUCGUAUCGUCGUUUGCUUUAACUGUGUAUAUUUACUUGUUUUCCAGUGCCUGUAUAUAUAAUAAGAUGAAUAUAUUGUAAUUACUCCAGAA